ACAUACAACGUGUGUUAUGUUAAGGGCUUAAGGCUAAGCAGAUCCCGACUCGCAGACGACACCUCUUCUCUUUUCUUUUCGUUUCUUCCUCGGAUUGAUCACCUUUCGUUCACAUUCAUAUUCGGAAGUACUUGAAUCCUGGAUCUCAGAGACCCUCGUCUCCUCUCUGCUUGGUCAGUCUCUAAAUUAGCUCAGCUAGAGACACCUAGUCCAAUCAGUCAACACUCUCCUCCUCAUCCACCUCUCACUCUCUACUAGAAACGAGAGAGAGAAAGCCUCAAACUUGCAAUCUCCAAAUCCAGAAACAGAAAAGGAGUUGAAAAAUAUGGUGAGGGCGUCAGUAUUGAUAUACAUCACAGUAGCACUCCUAGUGCUGCUGCUCAUCUCCCAGUCCCCCAAGAAAUCCGGCAACCACCACCGCCACCGCCGCCUCAAGCUCCGCUCCAACUUCACAUUCGCUCAUUCCCGCAACCCCAUCCCCUUCGACCCUCUUGUCGCCGACAUCGAGCGCCGCCGCGAGGACCGCAAGUGGGAGAAGGAGCACCUGGAUCUCGACUCCGCCCCCGCCGCCGAGUCCCAGCCCGAGUGGGAGGAUUUCAUGGACGCCGAGGACUACUUGAACGACGAGGACAAGUUCAACGUCACCAACAGGCUGGUGUUGCUGUUCCCCAAGGUCGAUGUCGAACCUGUCGAUGGGUUUAUCACCGAGCACGAGUUGACUCUCUGGAACUUGAACCAGGCCCAGCGGGAAGUUCUGCACAGGACUCAAAGGGAUAUGGAGCUUCAUGAUAAGAAUGGCGACGGCUUUGUUUCCUUUCAAGAGUACCAACCCCCUAGCUGGGUUCAGAAUGCAGAUAACAAUUCAUUUGGCUAUGAUAUGGGGUGGUGGAAAGAGGAGCACUUUAAUGCAUCAGAUGCAGAUGGAGAUGGUCUUCUUAAUCUCACUGAGUUCAAUGACUUCCUACACCCAGCUGACAGCAAAAACCCAAAGCUACUUCAGUGGUUGUGCAAGGAGGAAGUAAGAGAGAGGGAUACAGACAAAGAUGGAAAGGUUAACUUCAAAGAAUUCUUUCAUGGCCUCUUUGAUUUGGUGAGGAACUAUGAUGAAGAAGAUCACAAUGCCACACAUCAGUCUGAUGAUUUGAUGGAGGCCCCAGCUAAAACUUUGUUUGCACAGCUUGACAAAGAUGGUGACGGAUACUUGUCAGAUGCUGAGUUACUUCCCAUUAUUGGAAAAAUACAUCCAUCAGAACAUUACUAUGCGAAACAACAAGCAGAUUACAUCAUAUCACAGGCAGAUACGGAUAAAGAUGGACGCUUGUCACUGAGCGAGAUGAUAGAGAACCCAUAUGUAUUUUACAGCGCUAUUUUCAAUGAUGAAGACGAUGAGGAUUAUGGGUUCCAUGACGAGUUCCGUUAAUAUCAAACCACCAUGACUGCCUCUUGUGCCUUGAUUCUUUUAGUUACAUAUUUCCAGGCUAUCUAAUUACUGCCACAAGUGGGAUAUGAUUCAAAAUGUUUGUUUUGGUUUCGAUUUUUUUUGUUUCUUUCCUAGAUAUAUGUAUAUGGAUUAUGGAAUGAAUUAGAACGAAAGAAGAUGUUGAUAUUUGAUACUCUAGCAACACCAACUGGGUUUGGUGGGAUUCC
Messenger RNA from Fragaria vesca subsp. vesca, 1647 nucleotides. RefSeq names its product calumenin-B-like. Gene Ontology annotation, molecular function: calcium ion binding. The record is from RefSeq and is a predicted model, not a curated record. Gene Ontology annotation, cellular component: endoplasmic reticulum. NCBI's taxonomy places the organism in Eukaryota, Viridiplantae, Streptophyta, Magnoliopsida, Rosales, Rosaceae. The transcript has 6 exons. The coding region runs from base 326 to 1420 and encodes 364 amino acids.